Messenger RNA from Salvia hispanica, 339 nucleotides. Lineage: Eukaryota; Viridiplantae; Streptophyta; Magnoliopsida; Lamiales; Lamiaceae. The record is from RefSeq and is a predicted model, not a curated record.
AUGAAUCCUUCCAAAUUCCCUCAAGGCAGCAGCAGCAACGAGUCGGGGUGGACGGCAUAUAUAGGCUCCCCACACCACGACGACGAUGAUGAUCGAGAAGAGCACAAGGAGAAAGAUGCAGAGAGUGAUGAUUCAAUGGCUUCUGAUGCUUCCUCUGCUCCCAGUGAUCAGUUUGGGCAAUAUAACAAACACCUUGGCUACGGAUAUGGAAAGAGCUCCAGCGAGAGGAAAGAUGGCGGUAAGAAAGAGCAAAAACAAGGCGAUAUGAAGCAGCAUGCUGAGAAGAUUAAGGCAACAAAGGGCAAGGCGGAUUGCGCUACGAGAUCGAGAAAGAAGUAA